AUGGCUGCUCUCCGAUUCACCAUUGACAGCGAGCUUUCUGACAGAGCGGGAGCGAUUGUUGUCCACCGCUUGAGCAGUAACAAGACCGGUGCGAAGAAUACGCACAUGAACGAAGAUCAGAUUGCGAAGACGUUGCUUAAUGGCCGAAUUUGGUUAUUGGUUUUUGCGGUUUUCGCGCAUAACUUGACGAAUUCGCUGCAGACAGCUGCAGACAAUGUUUAUGGGAAUUAUUAUUAA
Molecule: messenger RNA, 237 nt
Organism: Penicillium antarcticum
Lineage: Eukaryota; Fungi; Ascomycota; Eurotiomycetes; Eurotiales; Aspergillaceae
Exons: 1
Coding region: 1-237 (78 amino acids)
Source: RefSeq, a predicted model, not a curated record